This is a messenger RNA of Ooceraea biroi (clonal raider ant), 1890 nucleotides long. It is a transcript of the gene PNKP, whose product is annotated as Polynucleotide kinase 3'-phosphatase. The record is from RefSeq and is a predicted model, not a curated record. Gene Ontology annotation, biological process: DNA repair. Gene Ontology annotation, molecular function: polynucleotide 3'-phosphatase activity; double-stranded DNA binding; protein binding. NCBI's taxonomy places the organism in Eukaryota, Metazoa, Arthropoda, Insecta, Hymenoptera, Formicidae.
CGUCAGUGUCAAGAGCUGUUACAUACGGGGCCUGGAAAAAUCACCGUCGAACAUUUUUCUGCCGGAUAACACGCCGAUUUUCGUGGGACGCUCGCCGGACACCGGCGUCACGGACGCGAAAUGCUCGCGGCAACAAGGUCGCGUAUCUCUGCAAAUUGUUUUUUCCUCACGUUACCGUCAUUCCCGAUUUGCGGAUACGAAAGUUCGCUCCACGUGAGUCACGUGAUAUGAUAUUUCGUUUGUGCGCCAACUACGCGGAGGCAAUCGUCACGGUUCAGCAAAUUGGUAUACAUGCCUGUGGUUUUAACGGUUUCAAGACCCAGAAGGAUGUGAGGCUCGUGGCCAGACACAAUGAUCGUCUGGAACUGCUGUACGGCAAGUAUGCGUACGAGAUCGAGUUCAAUCCGCCGCCACAAGCGAAGAGCUCCACGUCGAGGAAGAGAUCCCACGAAUUGGCAGCGGAUGAGAUUGGAAGCCGGAAAAUGUCGAGGCCCGAUAAUCUUUCGAAUAAUGAUGGGGAGGAGAAAUUAUCCACGAAUGGCAUUCAUCAAGAAAUGCUCAAUGCUGGACCUAGCAGAUUUCCCGAGGAAAGCGACAACGAUUCGGGCGCGUCUGCAAAGUGGGAGAGUUUCGAUAGCGGGAAGUUGAUGAUCUACACAGCGUCAUCCGUUCAACAUCGAUCGAAAAUAGCCGCAUAUGAUAUGGACGGCACUUUGAUAAAACCCAAGUCUGGCUUGGUGUUCCCAAAGGACUGUAGCGACUGGCAGCUGCUGUAUCCCGACAUACCUGGUAAACUGAAGCAGUUCCAUGCGAACGGAUAUAAGAUCGUGAUCUUCACGAAUCAAGCGGGCCUCAGCACUGGCAAGGUCAAGAUCAAGGAUUUCAAGCUCAAGAUCGAGAAGAUAGUGCAGAAAAUCGGCGUACCGAUUCAGGUUUUCAUCGCCGUGGGAAAGAUCGUUUACAGGAAGCCAAUGAUCGGCAUGUGGCAGUUUCUAGAGAAACAGAAGAACGGCGGCAUCGCGAUCGACAAAGUUAACUCGUUCUACGUCGGCGACGCGGCUGGUCGCCCGAAGAACUGGGCGCCGGGGAAGAAAAAGGACCACUCGAGCGCAGAUCGAUUACUGGCGUUGAACCUGGCCGUCAAAUUCGAGACGCCCGAGGAGCACUUCUUGAAGCAGAAAGCGUCGACCUACAAGCUGCCCGAGUUCGAUCCGAAAAGCCUGUCGAAGACCGGCGACUUGUGCAAACCUGCGGACGCGAAACUGAUGCUAGAACAGCAAGAGAUAAUACUCAUGGUCGGUAGCCCGGGCUCGGGAAAAUCAUAUUUCACGAGGAAUUACCUGAAAGAAUACGCGCACGUAAAUAGAGACACCCUAGGCAGCUGGCAAAACUGCGUCGCCUUCGUCAAGGAGAACUUGCAGCGAGGCAAGAGUGUCGUCGUCGACAACACUAAUUCCAAUCUAGCGUCAAGGCAGAGGUACACGGAGCUGGCGAAAAAGUCCAACGUUCCGAUUCGAUGCUUCGUCAUGACCACGAGUGUGGAGCAUGCGAUGCACAAUAAUAAGUUCCGCGAGUUGACUGAUCCGAGCCACGUUCCAAUCAGCGAGAUGAUUAUAUACUCCCACAUGAAGAGGUAUGAGCCGCCGACCUUGCAGGAAGGGUUCCAGGGGAUAGUGGAAAUCAAUUUUAUCCCGAAAUUCCGUAGCGAGGAGGACCGAGUGCUCUACGAAAUGUACUUACUCGAGAGCUGAAUCACCGCAAUUGCCAGAUCGCUCAUAGAUAGCUAAUUACGCGUGUGUCCUGCAAGUGGAUUAUGAAUAUCGAUGAUCGCAAUCCAGAGCGCAACUAUUUUUUUAUGUAAUAUGUCAGCAAUAAAAGUAUUUAUUUAUU